UCCCCUCAUUAAAGUAACUUUCAUAUAAUAAUUAUACAUGUAAAUGUUGAUGUAUAUUUAUGAAAAACCACAUAUAGACUCUGUAAAAUGUAGAAAUUCCUUGGACUUACGUUAGAUGGCGAUCGUGUGCCUGGAAGUACCGCGAAAAGACCGGAAACUGCAUCAAGCCGGAAGUCGUUCGGGUCACGACGCCGGCAAAAUCAGCGUUCGGGUCUGGGUUCCGUUCAGCUCGUGCCCAAACUUGAAACCGGCCAUACUUCCAACACAUUAGACACAGACUGAAGCACAGGACAGUGCAGCAAAACAGGUCUUGGACAGCCAUGAUGAACGACAAAAGCCACUGUCCAAGCCUGGACUAUCUCUGGAGAAAAAAAAUGAACUUGAGAAACAGAGAAGGCAUGUCCUGAUCAAUGAACACAACAGACUAACGUUUGCUGUGAAGGAAAAAGAAGCUAAGCUGAAAGAACUGCAGGAGUUUUUGGAAGCAAAGAACCUUGCACCUACAACUUACAAUAGCGAAGACACAUUAAAGCAGCGUAUAAGACAACUGGAGAACAACCUUGACAAGAUGAAGAUAAAGAUCAUAGAGGCGAGGAAAAUCCAGACUGUCUAUCAGCACAUUCGUGAGCACCUGCAGGAGGAGGUCUGUCGUAUGUCCAAGGACCUAGACCAGACGGAGCUUGCAGUUGCCCUUGGAGAGGCAGAGGUGGACCAAGCAAGCAAGCAGGUUGAGUCAGCAGCUGCUGCUGCACACAGCAUAAUGGGCACGAUGGUCCAGACAGAAUGUGAGACAAUGGGAAGGAAAAGAGAAAUGGACAGUGAGCUGUGGGAGCUGAGUGCAGAGGAAAAGGAGCUAAAAAGGAAGAUGGAAACACUCUGGCGUCGUAGCCUAUCAGUACAGAGCCAGCAGAAAGAGCGGGACAUUGAAGAAGCACAGUCAACUUUUGUCAAAGAUUAUCAGCAUCAUGACAUCUGUGGUGCUUCCCAGUCGGACAUGAAGCUGGUAGAAGAUAUGGAGGCUCUGAUAGAGGCUCUAGGCUGCGCUGACGUGCAGGAUCUAGUUAACAAGGUAGUGUCACAACGAGCCACCAAGGAGCAGCUCCUCAUUGAGGUAACGCAGUAUAAAGAACUAAUCAGGCAAGAAGCCGAAACCCUGGCUGAUCUGGAGGUCCAAUACACCGAACUGAAGUUCAGUGAGAAACCUGCAACUACACGGUUUGACAAGCUGAAGGAACAAUUGCAGGCAUGGCUGAAUCAGGAAGUGGACCGUGUUCAACGACUGCAGGCUGAGCUGAAGCAGUCUCAGGAUCUGUUGGACAGUGUUGAGUUCGGGGUCAACAACUUCUACUUCAGGAUGAGCUGUGUAGCCUUGGAGGAGCUGCCCAGUGCAUUCAGUACUGACAGCUUAGACAAACUAAGGGAUAUCAGCGCCCGUCUACCAACAUUACAACAAAGAGCAUUAGAGAAGGAACCUGAGAUUAGCGGCCUGGACCAAGAUAAGGUUUAUGAUUUGUUGGAAGAGCUUAACAUGAUGGAGUUGAAGAACAACAAGAGACCAACCACCCCUAUAGCGCUGGACUUGAUCGGACUAGACUGGGCUCGUGGUGUCAGCAUGGCUACGGACAGGGCACCAUCAAUGAUUGGGAAAAAAGCAGGUGUUGUGACAAAAUUCAGAGAGGCUGUAGUCAACCAAAGGAAGUCUUGGUCGACUGAAAUUCUACACAGUCAAUUGGUCAAGUUGCUCCCCAUGGCUGUGCACUGCUCCUAGUGUAUAUGGAGGGUCAAAUGCAGGGGCUUUUGACAUGUCCUCUGAAAGACAUCAUUACCCUUGGAGUGAUUCUUCUAUUUUAAGUAGGUUUAAAGAGUGACCAGAGAGAGUCCGCCUUAUUUACAGUUGCAUGUAGAUUAUUAUUAUUGAAUACAUUGCAUUUUCACUGCAACGACUGAACCUGUGCUUUAAGGACAAGUACUCAAAACCAGGUCACCUCCCAACCGAUUUCACCUCAGCUCUACGUUACAUUGUGUUUUGCUUUUGGCCUUAGACAUCAAUGCAUCAAGGGCUGCAUUGUGUAACCUACAUAUUUAUUAUGUUACAUAAAUUUCCAUAUUAUAAAGAGGUUUGAUGUUUCUGAUGUUUGAAGAUUCAUAAAGCUGGUACCUCCCAGAACAAUUGUACAGAUAUGGAUUGAGAGCAGCUUUUAUUGAGCAUGAGCAGUGCUUUGAUUCAGCUUGAAAUGCUUGCUAUAAAUUCUCUUGGGGCCUGUAUUUACCUCCACAGCAGAGAAAAUAAUUUUAGCAGGAUUAAAUUAGAGACAUGCUUUUAUUCCAAGUAAUCCCUGUUUUUGUCAUAUAAAGAAUGUCUCCCCGUAUUAAAGCUGCAGUAGGUAACUUUAUCAAAAUAUUUUUUGUCAUAUUUGCUGAAAUUUUUACUAUUCUUGCAAAUGCCAUUAGGAGCACUAAGUCACUUUUACAGAUGCUCUGUCUCAUGUACUACUGUCAGGAUAUAGUAAAAGUUUCAGCAAGUGUGACAAAAAGUUAUUUUGACAAAAAUCACUUCCUCCAUGUUUACCAGUUGUCUAUAACUUGUGUCAAGGUCCAGUCCUUACUGCAGCGACCUGGGUUUGAGUCUGGUCUGAGGCCCCUUGCUGCAUGUCAUACCCUCUCUCUCCCCUUCCUUUCCCCUCUCGUUUGUCUUGUCAAAUAAAGCAGAAUGCCAAAAAAACAAACAAACGUAUACCGUAUUUUCCGGACUAUAAGUCACACUUUUUUUCAUAGUUUGGCUGGUGCUGCGACUUAUAUAUGAAAUUGAACAUGUUUUUGAAUAAUUCCGACAUGAAACGAGGAGUAGACUAAACAUUACCGGCCACAGCUGCGAGAAGGCGCUCUAGGCUUGUGACAACCAGAGCUGUUACAACUAUGUUCAGGAGCAACACGGAGGACAAAGAAUUUAAUGGAUGGUGAACUUGCUACCGGUAACUUGCCUGUUGGACUCGGUGGCGUGUUAUGUUAAUUUCUGUGUGCUAUUGUGUUUAACUUGCAUUUCCUGAUUGACUGUCUGUUCUUGGUCUUGAAUGCUGCAAAAUAAAUUUCAAAUUUUCUGAACGGUAAUAAAAGCCACCAUCUGUGAAUUACAGUAAUUAUUGCUCUUUCAGUGAUAAAAACUGUAUUUUGACUGUUUACUAAUACUUACAUACACUAAUAAAAAACAUUUAUUCAACA
Dicentrarchus labrax (European seabass) is the source of this 3219-nucleotide messenger RNA. RefSeq names its product coiled-coil domain-containing protein 183-like. The record is from RefSeq and is a predicted model, not a curated record. The coding region runs from base 569 to 1768 and encodes 399 amino acids. Lineage: Eukaryota; Metazoa; Chordata; Actinopteri; Moronidae. The transcript has 16 exons.